UUCCGACCGCAGACAUUUAAGUCAAAAACAUACUGAACAGCACAAAAGUAAAUUGUUAACGAUAAAAGAAAUAAUACCGUCAAACAAGAUCCUGUCAAAUCAAAUAGGUGUAAUCAUUGAACAUAUAGAGAUCCAGUUAGAGUUAAUAUCUCAUUACAAGGUUAUCUUAUCGUUUUAGGUUGCGACCUAUUAAAGAGUUAGUUAAGAGAGUUAAGUAUGCAUUACAGUGGUAAUUACUAUGUGGUUCAACAUACUAUUGCUAUUUGUGCUAUUUACUUUCGUCGCGCCGAGCGAUGACAACGACGAGCCUGUUUUAUAUUAUUAUGGUCUUGAGGAGAGUGAGCGCAGUCUGCCGCUUUGUAAUGAUCGUCAGGCGUGUUCAGCGUUGAUACUGCGGUACUGGCGCGCACCCGCGCUGGUGCGACUGUGUCGCUGUGCUCGUCGCAUGCGCUGUGACACUCGUGCGCAUAACGAUAGUCUUAUUGAACUAAACAAUCGAGCUCAUUUACAGUUCUGUAAACCUGUAACUGACUGGCCGGAAUGUAACAUAAACGAAAAUGCACUAAGCAUAGUCACAACACACUACCAAAUGAAUCCUGACAAACUUGAGGAAUUGCAUCACGUGAAUAUGCAGCUCACACCACCAAACAUAACAUUUAACUGUCGGUGUCGUAACCCUAACUACUGGAAGCUAUCUUCCACCGAGGACACUAAUCGUAAAUACCGGUGUGCAUCACUUCCACUGUGCAAAACUGGAGAGUUUUGUGGAAAUGUGAACCAUGACUUGAACGCGCUUUACCAGUCGUGUUUAUGCCCUAAACACCACAUAUGUGUGCACAACGGCGGUGUAACUCACAUGCACAUCUCAGAGUUGCUUUACGAAGGCAGAGGAUGGAAAGCUUACUGCCAAAGGAUAGAAAACGACGACAGUUACGAAGAUUAUUAACUUACUCGUGCGGGUUGUGAAGCAAUGUCUUUAACGAUCGUCUGGACUUGUUCAUUGAAGUUUUCAGGCCAUAAUGUGCGGCUUACCAAUCCACCUUGCAAUGCUUCCGAUGCUGACAACCGACGACCAAAAACGAUCAAAUCAUUCAACUGCAACAAGUAUUUUGUAGUUUUAGAAUAAAUAAACUGAAUAUUUUAGAGUAACAAAUA
Molecule: messenger RNA, 1155 nt
Organism: Spodoptera frugiperda (fall armyworm)
Lineage: Eukaryota; Metazoa; Arthropoda; Insecta; Lepidoptera; Noctuidae
Exons: 3
Coding region: 239-946 (235 amino acids)
Source: RefSeq, a predicted model, not a curated record